Hermetia illucens (black soldier fly) is the source of this 572-nucleotide messenger RNA. RefSeq names its product attacin-B-like. Gene Ontology annotation, cellular component: extracellular region. Bases 170 to 490 code for a protein of 106 amino acids. The transcript has 3 exons. The record is from RefSeq and is a predicted model, not a curated record. Lineage: Eukaryota; Metazoa; Arthropoda; Insecta; Diptera; Stratiomyidae.
UCUAGGGGAAGUACCAUUUUGUCAUAAUUCGCUAACACACUGGGUUAGUAUAAAAUAUCUGGAUCAACACAACUCGAUAUCAGUAGUGUCCAUUGAACUGAAGUGUUAAGGCGCUUAUAGCAACGCGACAAAUCUUCAUAAGAAAAAGGAAGAAAGUACUUUCUCUAGAAUGAAUAUCCAAGGUAAUGCAGUAUCCAAUCCCGCUGGAGGACAGGAUGUGACCGUAACCGCUGGCAGGCAAUUUGGUUCCGACAACACUAAUAUCACAACUGGAGCUUUUGCCGGAGGUAAUACUCUACGAGGACCACCCAAUGCUGGAGUAUUUGCAAGUGCUAAUGCCAAUGGUCACAGUCUAUCGGUUUCAAAAACCGUUGUCCCCGGAGUAUCAGCAACCACUUCCCAUGCUGCCAGUGCAAACCUCUUCCGCAACGAUCAACACAGUGUCAAUGCCCAAGCAUUUUCCAAUUCAAACAACACGGAGCAGGUCUGAAUUAUAACAAUGCUAAUGGACACGGAGCUUCCAUUGGCGUGAAUAAGAUCCCCGGUUUCGGUAGUUCAAUGGACGUAGGAGC